CCCCGUUCAUCAUUUGACUGAUUGAUCGGGCAAAGAAGGAAUGAACGAAAGCAGCGUCGGCAGGUGAACGAAGACGGUGAGAAGGAAAGCACGAAUUGGCGGCGCUGCAUCCGGGCCCUUGCUCGUCGGAGGUCACGAAGAGGACCGAAGGAAGAAGAAGCUCGCAGGCGGCUAAUCCUGAUGUCUUGGUCGACCGAUCGCGAAGAGGGAUCGUCUCUGGGGUUCGACGAGGCCGAAGGGGAAGAAGGACGAAGCAGCGAGGCUGCUGUGGCCUCGGUGGGUGCAGCGAGGUGCUGCUCAUGCAGCUUCUCGGCAGCUUGCUUCGGUUCUGCCAGCGAUGUGCGAAGGGAAGCUGCGAGAAAAGGGUUCAGUGGUGUUGAUGGGGAAAACGAAGAGGAAGAAGAGUCUAUUGCCAUUUGCUCGAUAAUCACAGGUAAACGAAGGAGAAGAACAGCAAAGGUUUUGGAGCUAGCUUGCCAUCGAGACAGAAGGGGGAAUGGGGUUUGAUGUUUCUGUCUGUCAGCUUCAAGUGAGAAGAACACGAUUCCUUUGUAUA
Messenger RNA from Lactuca sativa (garden lettuce), 556 nucleotides. The record is from RefSeq and is a predicted model, not a curated record. Lineage: Eukaryota; Viridiplantae; Streptophyta; Magnoliopsida; Asterales; Asteraceae.